Protomyces lactucae-debilis is the source of this 1059-nucleotide messenger RNA. RefSeq lists its product as uncharacterized. Gene Ontology annotation, molecular function: mRNA binding. Lineage: Eukaryota; Fungi; Ascomycota; Taphrinomycetes; Taphrinales; Protomycetaceae. Gene Ontology annotation, biological process: mRNA splice site recognition. The coding region runs from base 127 to 984 and encodes 285 amino acids. The transcript has a single exon. The record is from RefSeq and is a predicted model, not a curated record. Gene Ontology annotation, cellular component: U2-type prespliceosome; U1 snRNP.
CUCAGGAUCUCUUCAAGCUGCCCUCUAGCAUUCUGCCCGAGCACAAACAAGGCUGCCUCUGACGCUCUCUUCUAGUAUAGACCCACUUUCAUUGACUGCAUGCUUCGUUGAGACACGAGAGAAAACAUGGCAGCAGAACAACGCAAGCUGUUAGAGCAGCUCAUGGGCUCACAAUCUCUCCAUUCUAGCUCUGGCCAGCAACCCACAGAAUUCACCGACAGGAACGUCUGUCGGUCCUUUCUCGUUGGCGAGUGUCCCCACGACAUCUUUGCUGCUUCCAAGCUUGACCUGGGACUUUGUCCAAAAAUUCACAGUGAGCAGCUCAAGCUAGACUACGAGCUUGCCUCGAAAAGCCACGAGUACGGGUUCGAGUAUGACUACAAGCGUGACUUGGACAAGUACAUCGAUGAUUGCAAUCGCCGGGUGGAAGCAGCACAACGGCGUUUAGAGAAGUCGCCAGAAGAGCAAGCUAAGGCCAAUGAGGCGAUGCGAGAAAUCACAGCCUUGGAGGAAGCAGUGGAACUCGCUCUAGAAGAAAUUGAGGUUCUUGGGGAAGCAGGUUUGGUGGCUCGCGCAAUGGAUGAAUAUUACAAUGUCGAUAAGCUCAAGAUUGACAAGGAAGAACGAGAACGCUCUCUUGUGGCACUCGACACCGGCGCCGAUGAUCACCAGAAGUUGCAGGUAUGCGAUGUUUGUGGGGCAUAUCUCUCUAAGCUCGACAAUGACAGACGCCUAGCAGAUCAUUUUGGUGGAAAGCUGCACCAGGGAUACUCGCUCGUGAGGCGAGCAGGGGAGGCCAAUGACGCUGUCAUUGCUAAAAAGAAAGAACUCGGCGUGCAGCCUCCAGCGGAAGAGAGGACACGGUCGCGUUCAAGAGAAAGACCACGGGACUGGGAGCGAGAUCGGGGAGGCUACAGCGGGGGGCAUCGAGGUGGUGGCGGCUACCGUGGCUCGCGCGGAGGUGCUGGAUAUAGACGAUAUUGAUGAAUCUCUCUGGCCAGCUGGAGCUCAUGGUCAAGCACAGCAAAGCAUGGUCCAUAAAUCUCGAAGAGAGCAAAU